UCACUGUCAAAAUUCCAUUUGUGUUCGUGUUUGUCAAUGUCAAAUACACGUAACCUAAACCUAACCUAAAAGCGUUGUUUAUUUACACUACACCUAUCUCCAUCAAAAUAAUAACCUCAAACUAUAUACAUAAAGUAAUCAUAAAAUGGCCGAUAUAAUUGAUAAUGAGGAAAUCGACAGAGAUACCGUAGAGCCAGAAGCUUUAGAACAACAUUUCCGAAAAAAGUAUAAGCUGCUAACAGAGUGUGCGGUGACACUUAAAAAAUCCUAUAUUAACAAAUUACAUGCGACAAUAUCAUUAAAACUUGCAGUUAGUCUGUCCGAUAAUAGCAUAGAGGUAUACCAACUGAACAACACAUCUCUCAACAAAAUAUGUAAACUAAGUGGACAUGAAAAGACACUCACAGAAGUGGUGUGUGAUCCGAAGGAGGAACAUUUAGUUUACUCAGCUGCACAGGACGGACUAGUGAAGCUGUGGGACACCCGGGUCAGUGGAUUAGGCAAUAUUUCAAUAAAACGUCUUAAUAUUUUAAGUUCCAUUGGACGUACCAACGAGAUUAUCCAAAAUAGAUGGGACAGUCAACGUGUUAAGACAUCACUAUCUUACGGCUCCUACAGUGACUGUGCUGGUAGCUUACCAGGAUGGCAUUUUGUUGAUGCUAAUUGUUUCUGUUUUAAACCAAAUUUUAUGUUACAGGUAAAAUUCCACAAGACACAGACCGAGGUACUAGCAACAGGAUCAUUGGAUGGUCUAAUAAAUAUAUUCAAUGUGAUGGAACUGAGUGAAGAUGAUGCCCUAACAUACUCUCUGAAUGUAGAGAACUCGGUGGAGAAGCUGAGCUGGUUGGAUGAGAAGCAGGUGGCUUGUAUCACUCAGUCUAAUGACUUGCAGUUCUGGGACACUCAAAGUGGGGACUUGCUGCGGACCUUCACUAGAGAUAAAGUAUCUAGGAGUAUAAAGAGAAGUAAAGCAGAUGACUGUUUCUUAGUAGACACAUACACUUCAAUAGACGACACGCCGGUGGUGCUCGCAGGCUCAUAUGGAGGGAAUGGACACGUGCUGCGCUCGGCGACGGCGGCGGGCGGCAGGCUGCAGCCGGCCGCGCUGUUCCCCGCCAACCGGCAGACCGUCCGCUGCAGCCACUACGACAAGGACCGCGACAUUCUGGUGACUACGGGCGAGGCGGCCAUCAUCUCUGUGUGGACCGGAAGUGAGGCUGCAGAAAACGGAACUACCUUUGGGAAGAUAUCUCAGUCUUUGAACAAGCUGCAUAUGAAUAGGCACAAGCCAUACUGAUGUUAUUGGUGCUUAUGACUGAAAUAAAUUCUAUAUAACUAUUAAA
Messenger RNA from Spodoptera frugiperda (fall armyworm), 1343 nucleotides. Its product is annotated as WD repeat-containing protein 89. The transcript has 6 exons. Lineage: Eukaryota; Metazoa; Arthropoda; Insecta; Lepidoptera; Noctuidae. The record is from RefSeq and is a predicted model, not a curated record. The coding region runs from base 146 to 1297 and encodes 383 amino acids. Gene Ontology annotation, molecular function: protein binding.